This is a messenger RNA of Fopius arisanus, 2759 nucleotides long. It is a transcript of the gene Pitslre, whose product is annotated as cyclin dependent kinase 11B pitslre. Gene Ontology annotation, biological process: regulation of mitotic cell cycle; protein phosphorylation. The coding region runs from base 198 to 2660 and encodes 820 amino acids. Gene Ontology annotation, molecular function: ATP binding; protein serine/threonine kinase activity. Gene Ontology annotation, cellular component: nucleus. The record is from RefSeq and is a predicted model, not a curated record. Lineage: Eukaryota; Metazoa; Arthropoda; Insecta; Hymenoptera; Braconidae. The transcript has 4 exons.
UCCAUCGUCAAUUCAAGGGAAAACACUGAGCAUUUCUUCUCUACAAAACAGUGAAACCCCACCAUAAAACUUUUUAUUGUACACAUAACGAAACGAAGGUAUUCAUCACUGAAAAAUUCAUCAGAAAUAUUAUUGUGAAGCUGAUCAGAGGAUUAACUCCUCAUUGACUCAAUCGACGCAGCUUUUUCCUCAAAAUCAUGGACGAUUUCAGCUUCUCUGAGGAGGAAGGCGCUGAUACCGCUGAUUCCCUGGACAUAAAACCUCCUCAAGCAACAGUUGCUCUCCACAAAUCGAGUUCUUCACGUCGCAGGGAAAAACACAGUGACAGACGUGACAGACGAGAGGAGAAAGAGCGAAAAUCUCGUCAUCAUGACAGAGAGGAGAGGUACAGGGAUAAACAUAGGCAUCGAAGACAUGGGCCAGAGUCUAUGGACAGAUCCGAUCGUCAGGACAACUCGAAGAGAGACAGGGAACGUCCUGAUAGGCUGGACAGGGGUAUGGAGACGCAUUCCAGGGAUGGAGAGUCCUCCAGACACGAGAGGAAAGACCGAAGCACUGGAGAUCGUGUCCUCGAAGAUUUGCGCACCAGGGCUUUGGUUUCCAGACUCCUGGACAAACGUCGAGAGAGGCGAGACGAUCCACGAGAUCUGCGUGAGUAUAAAUCAGAAUCGAGACGUGAGUUGCGGAUCGAGGAGAGUCGAGACAGACGAGAGUUGAGAAUUGAAAGCAGAGAGAGUCGCAUAAUAACUGAAGAGAGUCGUGAUCGUCGUGAGUUGAGAGUGGAGGAGAGGAGACACCUGAUGAUCGAGGAGCAGUACUCGGAGCCAGAGCUGGUGGAUCGAGAGAAAAGACACAAGAGAAAUCACAAGCACGAGAGAACACGAGACAGAGAGAAGAUGGAGAGAGACAGACAUCCAGUGGAUCUCGGACAGGACGAUCCUGAGCCCAUGGACAUCGGUGAUGCCCCAGUGGUAUCGAAAGAUCCCAAAGAAAUGACUGAGCAGGAGUUGCGCAAGGAGAGAUUGUUGGAGGCAGAUCGAGAGAAGGCAGCGAGGAGGGAAAGAUCGAGAUUGGAGUUGGAGGAGAGAAGAUCAAGACGUGGGGAAAAACGAAUACACAGUCCUGGCCCUGAUCCUGAUCCAUCGAUUGUCGAAUUGUCCGAUGAGAGUCGAAGUGCUGAAUCUGACGAUGAAAGAUCGAGAUCACCAAAAUCCCAGAGACAAUCAUCAGACGAGCGAAACAGUGGUAACGAACGCUCCUCAGAGCAUCACACCACCGACUCCUCGAGCUCGUCCUCAUCCAACGAAGAUGACUCUAAUGACUCUGCCCACGGCUCCAAAGAGGACUCCAAUGAUGGCUCCGAUUAUAACAAUGCGAGUCCCCUGUCAGUGGAUCGACUUGCCAAAUCCGAUCACUCUGAUGGAGAUUCUCCAGGUCGUGUCGAGCCCAAUGGAGUGAAAACCGGGGAGGAAGAGGAGGAGGAGGAGCUGAAGAAGGAGGUCCUGCCAGAGCUGCCACCGUAUCUCCCUGCCAUCCAGGGAUGCAGGAGUGUUGAGGAGUUCCAGUGCCUCAACAGAAUCGAAGAGGGUACCUAUGGUGUCGUUUACCGAGCACGUGACAAACGCACAGAGGAAAUUGUUGCCUUGAAACGAUUGAAGAUGGAAAAAGAGAAGGAAGGAUUCCCCAUCACGAGUCUCAGGGAAAUAAAUACCCUCCUGAAGGCCCAACAUCCCAAUAUCGUUACUGUAAGAGAAAUAGUAGUUGGUAGCAAUAUGGACAAGAUUUUUAUCGUCAUGGACUACGUGGAGCACGACCUGAAGUCCCUGAUGGAAACGAUGAAGCAGAAAAAGCAGGUUUUCAUCCCUGCGGAGGUGAAGUGCCUGAUGCAGCAGCUGCUGCGGGCUGUGGAGCAUCUCCAUGACAACUGGAUACUCCAUCGCGAUUUGAAAACGUCGAAUCUCCUGUUGAGUCAUCGUGGUAUCCUCAAGGUCGGCGAUUUUGGUUUGGCAAGGGAAUAUGGAUCACCUCUGAGGCAAUACACACCAGUGGUAGUGACUCUCUGGUACAGAGCACCUGAACUUCUUCUCAAUGGAAAGGAAUACAGUACACCUAUUGACAUGUGGUCUGUUGGCUGUAUUUUCGCUGAACUCGUGAGGAUGGAGGCACUUUUUCCUGGUAAAUCUGAGGUCGAUCAGCUCAGUAGGAUAUUCAAGGAGCUGGGAACACCAAAUGACAGAAUAUGGCCGGGGUACAGCAAAUUACCGAUGGUCCAGAAGAUGACGUUUGGACAGUAUCCAGUCAACAAUCUCAGGCAACGGUUUCACAUGUUUCUCAAGGAUCAGGGGAUGGAGUUGUUGAACAAAUUACUGACUUAUGAUCCUGCACAGAGGAUGACUGCUGAGGAUGCUGUCAAGCAUGGGUAUUUUACUGAGGCUCCACUUGCUAUUAAUCCUGAUAUGUUUCCUACGUGGCCUGCCAAGUCUGAGCUCGGCGCUAGGACUGCCAAUGCAUCUCCAAAACCACCGAGUGGUGGUAGGGAGUAUAAGCAGCUUGGGGAUGGCGAUGAGGCGGAGAUCAACUCAUCUGGGGGAUUUCACAUGGGCAUGCUCGAUGGAGGCAGACCUCCACCUGUUGGUGGGGGCUUUCAUCUCAAAUUUUGAGGGCAUUCCAUUGGACUCACUGUUGUGAAUUUUGUAUGAAUCGAAUUGUGGUGGUAUACAUUAAAAUUCAUUUUGUAUAGAGGCAUGUGGAAAACGUAA